AUGCAGACCAAGGCUUUCAUCGUUGCCGCCGCCCUCGUGGGCUCCGUCUUUGGACAGUCCUCGUCCAGACCUCCCAUGAGCUCUGCCCGACCUGCGUCGUCCGCUCCGGCCGUGAGCUCUGCUCCUCCUCCUCCGCGCAGCUCUGGCGUCAGCUCGCGUCCCCCUCCUCCUCCUUCGUCCGUGGUGUCCAUGAGAUCCAUGGUCUCGAGCAAGAGCAAGCCUCAUGAGGUGACGACCACCAAGGUCGUCAGCCGGUAUACCACCUACUGCCCUGUCCCGACGACUGUCUGCAUCGGCACAAAGACGUAUACUGUCACUGAGCCUACUACCCUCACCAUCACUGACUGCCCUUGCACCAUCACUGAGACGCACAAGAAGCCCUAUCCUACCAAGGAGGUUCCUCCUCCUAACCCUCCCCCCGUCAAGACCACCAACGCUCCUCAGCCUCCUCCCGUGAAGCCCACUGGUGUUGUUACCGCCGGCGCUGAGGGUCGCUCUGCUGCGUAUGGUUUCGCCAUGGCUGCUGCUGGUGUUGUCGGUGCUCUUGCCUUGUAA
Pochonia chlamydosporia 170 is the source of this 555-nucleotide messenger RNA. RefSeq lists its product as hypothetical. Gene Ontology annotation, biological process: fungal-type cell wall organization. The transcript is spliced from 2 exons. Gene Ontology annotation, cellular component: fungal-type cell wall. Lineage: Eukaryota; Fungi; Ascomycota; Sordariomycetes; Hypocreales; Clavicipitaceae. Gene Ontology annotation, molecular function: structural constituent of cell wall. The coding region runs from base 1 to 555 and encodes 184 amino acids. The record is from RefSeq and is a predicted model, not a curated record.